ACUUUUAUGAGUGCGCAUGCGUAGUAUACGUGUUUUGAUAUCUCAAUUUUUUCCGAAUUUACUCUAUAUUUUUCAAAAUUUCGUCAUAUUGCAGAAGACAGAUUCAAGAUGGCACACACAUUUCAACAAGAAUACAUGGAAAUGCCACCAAUUACUAGAGCUUAUACAACAGCUUGUGUAUUAACAACAAUCGCUGUUCAACUAGACAUUAUUUCCCCGCUUCAGAUUUACUUUAAUCCAGAUGCAAUAUUUUCAAAGUACCAGGUAUGGCGCCUUGUCACAAACUUCAUGUAUUUUGGUCCAAUUGGAUUUAACUUCCUCUUCAAUAUUAUAUUUGCAUACCGCUACUGUCGAAUGCUGGAGGAGGGGUCAUUUCGGAAUAAAACAGCUGAUUUCUUUUUCAUGAUUUUGUUUGGAUGUUCUUUAAUGAUUAUAUUAGGUUUUUUUGUAAAUAUAGUAUUUUUAGGUAGUGCCUUUACCAUUAUGUUAGUCUACUUGUGGAGUCGACGUAAUCCCUAUGUCAGAAUGAAUUUCUUUGGGUUGAUGACAUUCCAUGCACCCUAUCUGCCAUGGGUUUUACUUGGAUUCUCAGUUUUGCUUGGAAACUCUGUCAUAGUUGAUUUGAUGGGAAUUGCUGUGGGCCAUGUCUAUUACUUUUUGGAAGAUGUCUUUCCACAACAACGAGGAGGAUUUAAAAUUCUUAGAACUCCGUGGAUUUUGACCUACCUCCUAGAUGGCCCCCCUGAAGAUCCCAACUACAACCCCCUCCCUGAGGAUCGGCCCGGGGGAUUUAACUGGGGGGAGGCCCAAAGACCAGCCCAACAAGAUGGCGAAAAUUGACAUCAACAUUUAUCUAGUCUUACAUUUUACUCAAAUAACAUUGUGAGAAAAGAGUUGGAAAAUUGGGAUACGACAUUUUAUGAGAGUGGGAAUAGUGCAAAAGCUUUCAGAGUGAGGAUCAUGUUUGCAAUUGCCAACAUAUUUGUCUGAUGUACAUGUGCAAUAUAUGUGCACUUGAGGGGAUGCUUUAACUUUUAUUCUGUGAUAGAUCUGGUCUCAUUGGUAAUUCAUACAAUGCCCAAUUUUUGUCCAUUAUUUAAAUUAGCACAGGUCACGCACAGUUUUCCUCUGUCCAUUUCAGCAUUUUAAUAUGAAAUACCAUUCAACUUUCAUUGGGUAAUUUACAAGGUUUUCAUAUAUUGUCUUUUUUGUCACUUCAAAAUUUUACUAUGUCCAGUUUAGUAUGCUCCUUGGUUACAUGUAUUGUUUCUGUAGUUUCAUACUUGUACAUAUCAAUGAAUAUUUGAAAUACACGUAGAUAUAAAAUGCUUUUCUCUAGAACUAUACAGGAAUGUUAAUUUUUUCAAAAGAAAUAUAAUUGGUAAGAGGAAAAAAACAUUGAAUUUUGUUGACUAAUCACUGUUUUGAUACAUCAUGACAUUCUGUACAUUUGAGUAUGUACAUGUAUAUAAUAUAUUAAGUUGAUUAAUAAAUCUAGCUAUUUUGAGAA
Messenger RNA from Saccostrea cuccullata (small rock oyster), 1510 nucleotides. RefSeq names its product derlin-2-like. The transcript is spliced from 6 exons. Gene Ontology annotation, cellular component: endoplasmic reticulum membrane; Hrd1p ubiquitin ligase ERAD-L complex. Gene Ontology annotation, biological process: endoplasmic reticulum unfolded protein response. Gene Ontology annotation, molecular function: misfolded protein binding; ubiquitin-specific protease binding. Lineage: Eukaryota; Metazoa; Mollusca; Bivalvia; Ostreida; Ostreidae. Bases 109 to 840 code for a protein of 243 amino acids. The record is from RefSeq and is a predicted model, not a curated record.